Molecule: messenger RNA, 1653 nt
Organism: Metarhizium acridum CQMa 102
Lineage: Eukaryota; Fungi; Ascomycota; Sordariomycetes; Hypocreales; Clavicipitaceae
Source: RefSeq, a predicted model, not a curated record
AUGGCUCCGAGGCUUCAUUCUGCCGUUGCUGCGUGCACAGAGUGUCGCAAGCAGAAGACCAAGUACCAAGCAACUGCGCACGAAGAACUGUUUGAGCUUUUGAAGGCGCUGCCAAGCCAGGAGGCUCACGACAUACUGAACAGAAUCAGAGAUGGAACCGAUGUCGUGACCAUUCUCAACCAUGUGCGGGCUGGGGAUGUCCUGGUCCAAAUGGCUGUUGAGCCCGAGACUCGAUUUCGAUAUGAGUUCCCGUACAAAUCGGAGAUGCCCCAAGAUUAUGUGCAAAACAAUCCUUAUCUAGAUUCCAUCAUCUUCGAGGCAACCUCACUCUAUGCAGCAGGCCAGAGCUCGACACCUUCUGCAAGCUCCACCACCAACUCUGCUCCCAAUUCAACGUCUGGCGCAUACGAGAGCCUCUAUUUGAAGCCGUUUCAUGCGUCUGGGGUUAUCGAGCCCCAGCUCUCCAAUGCGAAAAUAUCGUGGUGGACCACGGUUUGCCAGGACGACGUUCUCAUGAGAGACUUGCUUGGCGUCUUCUUUCGUUGCGAAUACCACUUCACUGCCGCAUUUCAAAAGGACUUAUUUCUAGAAGACUUGGUCGCAAGACGACGGGACUUUUGCUCGGCUCUACUUGUCAAUAUUAUGCUUGCGUACUCUUGCGUCUGCUACCCACGCUUCUCGAAUCGCGCCGAGUACUGGAAUACCAAUACGCUCGUCUAUCGCUUUCUGGCUGAGGCGAAACGUAUAUGGGAAUUGGAAGCUACCGAAGCACACAUCACAACUAUACAGGCCGGUAUACUCUUUAACGUCUUCCAUAACCUUUGCGGGUUAGACGAGAUAGGACAAGCCUAUAGAAUCCAGGCCAUCUCGCUGGCUCACCAGCUUCGCCUAUUCGACAGCAGCGUGUAUAUGCACAAUCACAGAAUGAGGAAUGGCAGGGCAUUCACCGCAUGGGCCUUGUUUAAUUGGGAAACGCUUGUUGGAUUUUCGUUUCUGUUCCCUCCACUUCUGAAGACGCCCCCAGACUGGCCACUGCCAGACCCUUCAAAAGAAACGGGAUUUUACGGUGAGGUCUGGGUCAAGUAUCCCUUAAGCCAUAACCUUUCGCCAUCCUACUUUGGUCAAGUCUUCAAGGCGAGAAGCGAGUUUCGUAUUAUCAUGAACGAAUAUUGUCAAGCAGCCUUUUCGGAAGGCUCACAGACCCUUGUCCGACUAUACUAUCUUCGCCAUGGUUUUGAGGCCAUGGAUCUCUUCAUCGUCAUACCACUCAUGCUUGCCGGGUACGAGUGCAUCGACGCUAUUAGUGAGCAAGCAACCGGACCUCGACUUGAAGCCCUGCGAUCGACUUUGAUUCUCAUUGCAAAGGGGCUCUAUAACCAGCGCCGCAACCAUUAUUUGGCCGAGGCUUUAUUUCGGGUCAUUCGUGGACGGAUGCGCCAGGAAGAGCUUUCCUUGCUGAAAACCACAAUGAGGCUGGAUGACGACGAAGAAGAUGAGAGAAGGCAUAUGGCACAGGCUGUGCGGAGCCACUGGCCUGUUAGUGUGGUAAAAAAGAAGGAGGAUAUGAAUUCACAUAUUCUGAAGAAUCUGGUGGAGACUUAUGCCCAUUUGAAUGUAGACGAAGAGCCCGCGCCGGCUGAGGACACCGAAUGA